AUGACAACAACAACAACAACACCUAUUGACUCUGGGAAAAUUUCAGAAAUGCUUAAAAAGUCUUCACAGAAACAUCGAAUGGACGCCAAGACAAUUAAUUCUCUGAGGGGUAAAGUUUCAGAACAGGAAGCGUUGAUUAAAAAUUUGGAAUUGGAAUUGGACUCACUGAAAAUGACGUCAUCAUCAUCAUCAUUUUUAUCAACUACUACUACCACUACUACUACUACUACUUCAAAAGUGGACCCGGAUUUAGAAAUGGAUUGUUGCAAACAAAGUGAAAUCUCAAAAUUGGAUAAAAAAGAUAAGCCAAUAAAAUGUGAGACUGACUUAAUGGAACAACCAAUCAAAAAUGAGAAUGAAAGAACAAUAGAGUUUUGUGAUGAGGGAGGGAAAAAUAAAAUCAAAGAUAAUGACGAUGAUGAUAGCGAUGAUAGUGACUGUCUAGAGACGGAUUAUUUAAGUAUUAGAAAUUACAAAAACAUGGAAAUCAUCCACGUAGAUGAGUCUUCGGGUCAGUAUCAAUCUGAAAUAGAUUCAACUGGAGCGACAAAUUUUGAUGAACUUUCAUCAAAAAAUUUCUGUAAAAUGGACGAUAGACAUGCAAAAAAAUUGACAUUCAAUGAAAACACGGCUGCUAGAUCGGUAGACCGGAAUAAAAUUUCGAAAGCACAGGCACAAAAUUCUAUUCCCUGUCAGUCGAUAAAUGAUGCGGACGUCGUCCCGUCGAAAUUAUUUGACAAAGUGCUCACCCAGAACAAAUAUCUGAAUAAAUGUGUGAGAGACCUCCUCAUUAAAGAUGGCAAGACCAUGCAAGAAUACUUGGACAAUUUAUUUUUGAAAGAUUUACUGAAAGGAAAAGAUUUCGAGAUCAAGAUGCUGAAGGGAGAUGUCUUACUCUUAAAGGAGCAACUGAGGAGCUGCAAAUGCGUGAGCGAAUGA
Molecule: messenger RNA, 939 nt
Organism: Helobdella robusta
Lineage: Eukaryota; Metazoa; Annelida; Clitellata; Rhynchobdellida; Glossiphoniidae
Exons: 2
Coding region: 1-939 (312 amino acids)
Source: RefSeq, a predicted model, not a curated record